CAGAGCCUCCAGCUGAUCCUUCCCAUGUUGGAGGGCUAAACACCCAGCCCCAGCCUUCUCUGUGCAUCCCCAGAAGGUUGAAUACCUGCUUGGAGACACCGUGGGCCUCACAUGCUCUGCUCCCCCUGCGAGGGAUCAGGUGUCGGUAUUCCAAUACUACAGCAAUAGGGGAUGGGCUGUUUCAGCCAGGAUGUCCUCCGGGUGGAAACACACCUACAACCUCAACAUCACGGAGCCGGGGAAUGCGGGUUUGUACAGCUGUAACUAUUACACGGGCAAGACUGGUCGUUUCGUCCAGUCCUAUGAGAGCAACCGCAUCAGCAUCAGAGUCAAAGACCCGCCUCCCAAGCCAACGCUGAGUGUGGAUCCCCCAUCUGGAGUGGUGAGCGAAGGGCACCCCCUGCUCAUCACCUGCACGGCCCCCGGGAACGCCAGACAGCUGAGGUUUCACUUCUACCAGGAUGGAGCCAAGAUCGUCCCUGGGGAUGUUGGGUCUGAGAUCAGCACCGUGGAGCCCAGGACCGGCUCAAUGACAGUCUCUGAGCUCAGCAUCCCACAGGUUGACACCAACAGCACCGGGGAAUACACCUGCCGGUAUGAGGAGAAAGAGAGUGGGAGAUGGAUCAUGUCCACCAAGAGCCACGCUGUGACUGUUACCUUGAAAGAUCCCCCUCCACGGCCGGUGCUGAGCAUGGAUCCCCCAUCAGGAGUGGUGAACGAAGGGCUCCCCCUGCUCAUCACCUGCACAGCCCCCGGGGAUGCCAGCGAAUGGAGGUUUCACUUCUACAAAGACGGAGCAAAGAUUGUCCCCGGGGAUGCGGGGUCUGAGAUCAGCAUCAAGGAGUCUAGCACCAGCUCUAGGAAUGUCUCUGUGCUCAGCAUCCCACGGGCUGGUCCCAACAGCGCCGGGGAAUUCACCUGCGGGUACGAGGAGAACGUGAAUGGGAAGUGGGUCCCAUCCCCCAGGAGCUGGCCUGUGAACGUCACCGUGAAGGAUCCCCUGCCCUUGCCGGUGCUGAGCGUGGAUCCCCCAUCUGGGGUGGUUAUCAAGGGGGUCCCAUUAGUCAUCACCUGCAAGGCCCCCGGAGAUGAGCUGGCCUGUGAACAUCACCAUGAAGGCUAUCUCGUCUCUGCCCAUCCCCCUGGUGGCUGGGUGCGCUGGUGCUGCCGUGGGUCUGGUUCUGCUGCUGCUUCUCAUCUAUCUCUACCAGAGGAAGAAGAAAGGUUCCAAGUGGGAGUGGAGGAGGAGAGCCCAGAACGAUGGUUUUAUCAGCAGUUACUCACCUAUGCCUCUAACAAUGAUCAACCCAGACACUCUUUAACAGCCCCCUCAGCUCCUUGCCUCCAUGUCCCCUGCAACAUCAUAGGACCAAUGAAGAUCUGUGAAGCUUACCACACUCACCGUGCAUAUCCUCCCAAGGUCUCCUUGACGCUGGCGGGCACACACCAGGCCUCCAGCCGAAAACAUCCCCGGCAAAACGGAGAUGUGAUUGUGUCUCUUUGCCUGCUGCAGAGAUACUGGGACUGUUUGAAAGGAAGGAAGAAGUUUCUAUUCUCCUAAUGUCUCAGCAAAUCUCCCCUUUACCGGGAACAUUCAAGCUGAUGUAAAUCUCUGUAAAUUUUCUGUCUCCUGUUUGUCA
Terrapene triunguis (Three-toed box turtle) is the source of this 1640-nucleotide messenger RNA. Its product is annotated as basement membrane proteoglycan-like. Gene Ontology annotation, biological process: cell surface receptor signaling pathway. The record is from RefSeq and is a predicted model, not a curated record. Gene Ontology annotation, molecular function: transmembrane signaling receptor activity. The transcript is spliced from 8 exons. The coding region runs from base 191 to 1561 and encodes 456 amino acids. NCBI's taxonomy places the organism in Eukaryota, Metazoa, Chordata, Testudines, Emydidae.